CUUUGUAGGCCUAGCCAAAAUCCCGGAAGAAGAGCAGAAGCGAAUAAAGGCGUUAUGACACACGGGAAGUGUGCUUUGAGAAUAGAGGAACAAUGUCCACUUCAGUCAGCCCGAGUCUCAUGAAGUCAGCAGAUCUGAUCAAGAAAGAGCCUCUGGAUUAUGGAGGAUUUGGAGAAGUUUACUUGUGUUACCAUAAAACUCUGGGUCAGGUGGUGCUGAAGACCGUCUACACCGGACCACCUCGCAGUGGCCGACAGAAGCAGUCUCUCCUGGAAGAGGGCAGUUUGAUGAGCAGAUUAAACCAUCAGCGAGUGGUCAAACUACUCGGUGUUAUCCUGGAGGAUGGAGAUUAUUCAUUGGUCAUGGAGCUCAUCCCUAAAGGAAACCUGCUCACCAUGCUGGAGACGGUGACGGUUCCAAUAUCUGUGAAAGGGAGGAUAAUUCUGGAAAUCUUGGAGGGAAUGGUUUAUCUGACGAAGAGCCAAGUCAUUCACAAAGAUCUGAAGCCAGAAAACAUCCUGGUGGACAAGAACUUCCACAUAAAAAUAGCAGAUCUGGGUCUGGCCAUGUCUGAGGUGUGGAGUAAACUGACGAAAGAGGAGUCCCGUCGACAGAGUCGUCUUGGGAAGAAGACGAGCGCUCACGCGGCCGGGACGCUGUGCUACAUGGCCCCCGAGCACCUGCAGAGCAUUCACACACGCUCAAGCGAGAAAUCGGACGUCUACAGCUUCGCCAUCGUGCUGUGGGUCAUCCUGACUGGACGAGAGCCAUACGAGAAUGCGAGAAGUGAGGAUCAGAUCUGCCACUGUGUGUGUCAGGGUGAACGGCCUGAUGAAGCCCUGAUUCCCCAGAACACACCGACAGGCAUCACUGACCUGAUGAAGAGCUGUUGGCACAAAGACCCUGUGCAAAGGCCCUCUUUCACAGAUUGCUAUAAUCAGUUUUUACCUUUCUACAAGGAGAAGCUGGCAGCAAAUGUCAAAGCAGAUCUGGAAAAUCUGAUGAAACUAUAUGAAGGCCCAGAAGAGCUUGUAGAAAAGCUGAAAUUGCUCAGCACAAAUGUACUCCUUCCUGAAGACCCUUCACUGUGCUCCAGAGACUCACCCACGCCACUGAGGAGCUCAGAUAUAGGCCCAGUGGAGGCCAGCAUUGAAGACCUGAGCUUCAGGUCAUGUGAAGACUCUGUGCUGGAGCCGGACGCAGCUCCCGUCUCUCCCAAUCUGGAGCUCAAACUGCAGCAGGAGUACAACUACCACAAAUUUGGCAGUCGAAUCGUGGACCAGUCAUACGGGAGUGUGUGUAGUCCAGCACAGCAGCCGGCCAGCAGCACAGACGCUUCUUCGCAGAUGUCUUCAGUCAAGUCCUGGACCAAACCAUCAGCUCCAAGCACUGAGGAGGAGCUGUAUCCCAGAGCGGCUGGGUCGUUUGUUGGUUUCCACAGGCCUGAAUUGAGGAGUCAGCUUUCAGUGCCACAAUCUGACUAUGAGAGACCUAGGCCGAAUGCUCACUUGGCAUGUAAUCGGGUCAAGUCCUGUCCGGAUGGAGUAAAUCAUGUAGCAGAGUCUCUCAUAGAUGCAAACUCCAGCCUGCGCUUUAACUCGCCUGUCGUAUAUCCUCCUUCAGACUCAGCUUUGCCUGUGAGCAUCUCGAAUGCCAGUGCGAUUCAGAUCGGGAGUUACAACACGAUGAAUCUGCGAAUAUCUGACAGCAGCCCCUGCAGCUCGUUCUCUACUACAGGAUCCACCAGCAGCAGAUACAAAGAGCUUCUACUGAUGUACGAGAGCCACACGGUCACUGAGAGUCACCUGGAGCUGGUGCGGCAGAACGUGGGUGCAAACUGGAAGCAAGUGGCUCGUAAACUGGGUUUGAACGAAAUCGAUGUGGAGACCAUCGAGCACGACUAUGAUCGUGACGGUUUGGCAGAGAAAGUCCACCAGAUGCUGGAGCGCUGGAAGAUGCGGGAGGGUCUGCUGGGCAUCACUGUGGGUAAACUGUGUCACGCGCUCGAGGGCUGCAUCAAACCCAACGCCCUCCUGCACAUGCUGCGCCAGUUGCAAGAUUCGGCCACCGCCCCAUGAAAAAAAUAUUCACACCCGACGACUGUUGUGUCUUUAUCAGAUUUGGGAAUUUUAACCCUCCUGUUGUCUAUAAUUGUGUAUACAGCAUUCAUCAUGAGGGUCAGAAAUGAGCCGUCUUCAGCAAUGAAGCAGAUCAGUUUAAUAUCAGUCCUCAAAUCGAUUCUGCAUGAAGAAAGACACUCAUCUUCAUCACACACUCUGUGAAAGUUUCGGUUUCCCUCAUCAUCGUGCAGUAUGUGUGUGUCAGUAGUUUUUGUGGUGUAUAAAUGGUUUUAUACACUCACUGGCCACUUUAUUAGGUACACCUUACUAGUACCAGGUUGGACCCCUUUUGCCUUCAGAACUGCCUUAAUCCUUCGUGGCGUAGAUUCAACAAGGUGCUCGAAAUAUUCCUCAGAGAUUUUGCUCCAUAUUGACAUGAUAGCAUCACGCAGUUGCUGCAGAUUUGUCGGCUGCACAUCCAUGAUGCCAAUCUCCCAUUCCACCACAUCCUAAAGGUGCUCUAUUGGAUUGAGCUCUGGCGACUGUGGAGGCCAUUUGAGUACAGUGAACUCAUUGUCAUGUUCAAGUCUGAGAUGAUUGGUGCUUUAUGACAUGGUGCGUUAUCCUGCUGGAAGUAGCCAUCAGAAGAUGGAGACACUGUGCUCAUAAAGGGAUGGACAUGGUCAGCAACAAUACUCAGGUAGGCUGUGGUGUUGACACCAUGCUCAAUUGGUACUAAUGGACCCAAAGUGUGCCAAGAGAAUCUCCCCCACUCCAUUACACCACCACCAGCAGCCUGAACCACUGAUACAAGGCAGGAUGGAUCCAUGCUUUCAUGUUGUUGAGGCCAAAUUCUGAGCCGAGCAUCCGAAUGUGGCAGCAGAAAUGGAGACUCAUCAGACCAGGCAACGUUUCUCCAAUCUUCUAUUGUCCAGUUUUGUUGAGCCUGUGUGAAUUGUAGCCUCAGUUUCCUGUUCUUAGCUGACAGGAGCGGCACCCGGUGUGGUCUUCUGCUGCUGUAGCCCAUCCGCCUCAAGGUUGGACAUGUUGGACAUCAGAGAUGCUCUUCUGCGUACCUCAGUAUCUGCAUCAACAAGGCAUUUGCGCCCACAGAACUGCCGCUCACUGGAUAUUUCCUCUUUGUCGGACCAUUCUCUGUAAACCCUAGAGAUGGUUGUGCAUGAAAAUCCCAGUAGAUCAGCAGUUUCUGAAAUACUCAGAGCAGCCCGUCUGGCACCAACAACCAUGCCACAUUCAGAGUCACUUAAAUCCCCUUUCUUCCCCAUUCUGAUGCUCGCUUUGAACUGCAGCAGAUCGUCUUGACCAUGUCAAGUUGCUGCCAUGUAAUUGGCUGAUUAAGAGUUUGCGUUAAUGAGCAGUUGGACAGGUGUACCUAAUAAAGUGUUGCUGGUGGUUAACAAUGCCCCGAAGGACAACCGUUGUGCCUUAAAUGUGUUCAUCCUUCAUAAAAAUAGAAAAUUAUUCAUUUUUUGUUAUGUUGGGGUCAUUUUAGGAAAAGUCACCAAACUUCAAGAUAAAAAAAAACAUUGCUUCAUUUUUUUUCUGUUGAUAAAAAGUUGCCUGGGUCAUUUUUGACCCAUAAGUCAACAGGAGGGUUAAUAGCUCAGUUCACCCAAGAAUAGAAACUCUGUGAUCCUCAUUCAUUCGCCCUUCACUUGUUCCAAACCGGUUUCUGUUUGUUUUCUGUUACUCAAAAGAAGAUAUUUGGAAGAAUGUUAGAAACCUGUAACCAUUGACUUCCAUAGUAUUUGUAGUAAAUAAUGACUGAAUGGUCAUUUUUGUGGGGAAGGACUGAACUGUGGAUCUGUGAGUUUGUCAUUCAUUCAGUUUCCUUCAGCUUAGUCCCUUUAUUAAUCAGGGGUCGCCACAGCGGAAUGAACCACCAACUAUUCAAGCGUAUGUUUAUACCUUCCAGCCACAACCCAGUGCUGGGAAACACCCAUACACACUUAUUCACUGUGGCCAAUUUAGUUGAUCAAUUCCCCUAUAGCGCAUGUGUUUGGACUGUGGGGGAAACCGGAGCACCCGGAGGAAACCCACACCAACACUGGGAGAACAUGCAAACUCCACACAGAAACACCAACUGACCCAGCCGAGACUCGAACCAGUGGCCUUCUUGCUCUGAGGUAACAGUGCUAACCACUGAGCCACCGUGCCGCCUCUUUUUUUUAGUAAUAAUUGAGUUUUUCCUCAAAGUGCAUCUAUUUUACAAAAUAAUAGGUCAUCAAAGGGCAUCCACUGUGUAAAACGUGCUGGAUAAGUUGGCGGUUCAUUCCGCAGUGGCGACCCCUAAAUUAAUAAAGGGACUAAGCUAAAGGAUAAUGAAUGAAUGAAAACAUAAACUCAACAGACAGAAUAAACAAACAGAUUUCACCCUUAUUUUCGUGACGACCUUCGUCAAACAGUGACACAACCUUCAUCAAACACUGACCAAACCCAAAGCCGUGUCAAACACUUCACUCUCUCACCCUGUUGAUUUUGUGUUGUAUGGACGUGUUCUGAAUGCAUUUAAAUCACUCAAUUCAAUUAAAGUGUCAUUUUUUAACCAUUA
Messenger RNA from Danio aesculapii, 4632 nucleotides. It is a transcript of the gene ripk1l, whose product is annotated as receptor (TNFRSF)-interacting serine-threonine kinase 1, like. Lineage: Eukaryota; Metazoa; Chordata; Actinopteri; Cypriniformes; Danionidae. The transcript has 11 exons. Gene Ontology annotation, molecular function: protein binding; ATP binding; JUN kinase kinase kinase activity. Bases 93 to 2078 code for a protein of 661 amino acids. Gene Ontology annotation, biological process: signal transduction; protein phosphorylation. The record is from RefSeq and is a predicted model, not a curated record.